Aureobasidium melanogenum CBS 110374 is the source of this 3159-nucleotide messenger RNA. RefSeq lists its product as uncharacterized. The record is from RefSeq and is a predicted model, not a curated record. NCBI's taxonomy places the organism in Eukaryota, Fungi, Ascomycota, Dothideomycetes, Dothideales, Saccotheciaceae. Bases 1 to 3159 code for a protein of 1052 amino acids. The transcript is spliced from 6 exons.
AUGGAUCAUGAAGCAGACUGCGGCGUCGCUUCUCAGCCAACCCAGGUAUCUUCAUCAUCUUCCUCAUCCUCGCAGUCCACGAUGAAGAAAUUUCUGGUGCCCAGACCUGCGGGCCCUCCUGCACCACCAUCAGAAUUGUCAAGCCGGCCCAAGACUACCGGAUAUCUGCAAUCAUCACAGUCAAUCCAAUCUGCUCAGACAGGUCACCGAGUGCUGUCCAUACAUCAACCAGAGCAGUCUGCCAUAGUAAUCUCAUCUGAAGACUCAUCAGCAUCCUCCCCAAUCAAGUCGAGUACCAAGAGAAGACGAUCGCGUAAGAAGAAGAAGAAGAAGACCACAAAAAGACAAGAUAGCACACAGCCCAACCAACAGUCCUCGGAUGACUCCUCAUCAGGCUCUACGACAGAGCAGCUGGAGUCUGACACGAGAAAGGGCAAGCAGUCAAAGCAAGGCACCUCUGCCCCUAGCGACGACGAAAGCUCUUCUGAAACCAGUUCUAUCAUCGAGGGGGCCCUGCAGGAUACGAGCAAGGGCUUCAGGGAGCUGUGGCUCCAAAAGCUCGAGGAGUUGCAUCAAACCAGAAUGUCAUCGAAGUAUGUCGUCAACAUGAUAGACGAAGAAGGUGACUUCGAUUUCGAAAGAGAUGCCGAUUACUCAAUGAGUAUCUUGCUGCCCUGGACUGUUUCUGUUAUGACAGCUAGCCACCGACCAACAGAAGAAUCGCUCAAGUUAUUCAAAUGGCUCGAUACCUCAUGUCCUGGCGUCUACCUGUGUGUUGCAAAGAAGACAGACUUCACGGGCAAGGUCACAGCUAUCUGUGCUAAGGUUGGUUGCGCAUGGUCGGUUGCGGGUGGGCUCAAAGCGAGAAAGGCUGGCCACUUAGACGACAAGCAGUCCAAGAGAGAAGCGGCGAAGGGCAGUCCCUUCCACAUGUUUAUUCAAUCAACCGACAAGGCCACCGAGACUUUGGAGUUGAAAUGGUACACUCUUGCAGUGGGCGAGAAGUUCGUUCGUGUCUCCCCGUCGGACGAACACCUGGCAGCCAGGCUCUACCAGGUGGAGGCAAUGCUCGCUGCCGCCUUUGGAGCCCUGCAUCAACCCAACAACGACCAGGUCUGUAACAACCUUCAAUGGUGGCCGUUCCCACCAGAAGACGACAUCCCAUGGGCUGGAGCGGAUUCUCAUUGCUCGCUUCAAGAUACCUGGAACGCGAGACCAGGUUCCCGCACUGGCAACAAAAAGACAAAGCCCACUGUUGUUGUGACACCAACAAGCGACCCCUUAGAAGACGCCCUGAUCGAAGAUUCAUUGGACAACCCACAGACCGAAGAGGAGAAGCGUCAGCUGGAGCUUGCGAACAACGCCCGUUUUCGUUACGCGAGAAGGGCUCAUGAAGGAAAAGCUGGCCCGCACGUCUGCCCUUUGCCAGGGUGUGUCCGCUCAGUACCCGGCCAGGGACUCACGACCGAGAAGGGGCUGGAAAUGCAUUUGAAGUCACAUGAGCGUGCCGACAAGAGAGCUGACGACAGAAAAUCUGUAGCUAAGUGCUCUGAUCCUCGCUGCGGGUACAGCACUCCAAAUCACCCUGAGCAUAUACCAGAGCAUGAGAAACAGCACAUCGACGGCAAAUUUGCGUGCGGUGCCUGCGGUUUACGCUAUCGACAUGCAUGGAUGGCCACCGACCAUGCGAAGACAGAGUGCAAAGUCGAAUACGCUGAUGAGAUCCAUGUGCCUGAGGAGUUCGUCCGCCAGGUGACAUGUGACGACGAAAGAUGCAGUCAAGAGUGGUUCAACACCGACAAAGGCCGAGCCUUGCGAGAUCAGCACAGAAUUUCCCAGCACCAGAAUGGCAAAUUCGUUUGUGGUAUAUGCGGCAUGCGUUAUAGAGCCAAGUAUCCUCAUCCGGGCAAGACUAACGGAGGCGUCUGUCCUGGAUAUGUCUCCAAUGGUCCUCGUAAGAAGUAUGUUCGAGUCAACAACAAAACAGUUAUACUUUACUACGUCACAUGGCUUUUUCAGGAGCGGCACCAACGCGCUUCCGAUCCUUCCGACGAUGCCGCUGCACCAAGCUCCCGAGUGGUCGAUUUACCCGUCAACACCCUCAAGUUGCAUGAAGAUCCGAACUAUGGCAAUCUUACCUAUUAUCCGCGCAUCGCCAUCCACGACCUCGUUUUGUGUUCUUCUCCAGACGAAGAUGAAGCGCGGAUCAAAGGCCCGGAAAAGAUGAUGUGCUUGACUCAAGGAGACAAUUCUUGUUGGUUUGACGCAAUCGUCACCGCUAUGCGCAUGCAUGGUGUUGGACGCCUGGCAUAUGAUGCUUCCGACGACCCUGAAAUACCCACAGCCACAUCAUUGCUCCUGCGGCUCCUCAGAGCUCGCUGGCCAGCUCUAAAGACCAGGACCAAUGUCGACCAGUACAGACAGCCUUUGCUUGAUCACCUAAUCUCAGCUGGCUUGGUUCAGGCAGGGGGCAUGGCUAACCCAGGAGAUUUGUGGGAUCACGCCGCUCUGGGUAUACCAAGUAUCUCAUUCAACACGACAAAGAAGAAGACUUGUACAAAAUGUCACACUCAAAACUAUCGCCAAACACCACAAGACCAGAACAUCAACUGUAUUCAUCUCGUGGAUAAGAACAAACACAAGCGCAAGCUAGCAGAUCUUCUCAAUUCUCACUUCGCAUCUGGCCCCAUCACACAGGCUAAGUCCAGCUUCGCAGAGUGCAAAGAAUGUGGCGCCGCGCUGCCACUUACACAGAAGACAGUCAUGGUGGACAGAAUGCCUUACAUUCUCUGCGUCUCAUUGCCCUCGGGUGAGCAGGAUUUGAUGCCAGACAUGAGCAACGCACAAGAUGUGCUUCACGGGGUCUCGCUCAAGGUUGAAAACGUGCUGGGCGAAGAGCAGGAAAUCUUUUACAAGACUGUCUCGAUUGUUUAUCUGAAAUCACCCGAGCAUUGGGUAGUUGCAAACUUCUUGGAGUCGAAGGCGCGCUCUACAUCAACCAGCACAACGACAGGUUGGUUUGCAUUGGACGGAUUGGGUUCAAAUGUCCGAGCUGUGGAUGGACGCCAUCUCAACAGCAAAGUGACUGGUGGUGCAGUAGCCCGCAUUCUCUACAAGCGGGUCUACAAGGAAUGUGGUGAAGGAUCAAAGUUAAGAUAA